Molecule: messenger RNA, 4066 nt
Organism: Exophiala xenobiotica
Lineage: Eukaryota; Fungi; Ascomycota; Eurotiomycetes; Chaetothyriales; Herpotrichiellaceae
Exons: 1
Coding region: 170-3955 (1261 amino acids)
Source: RefSeq, a predicted model, not a curated record
GCUAUUAAGUCGAUGAAAGAACUUGCAAUUCCCGCCGAUGAUAUUGCCAACAUAAUCCUAACAUCAUCUCCAUGCAUAUAACCAAACAACUCUUUUUCAGGUUGAGCCAAGGUAGAGGAUAGUCGCAGAUGCUGGCCUGUGCCGUUGAGUCGUCAUAUAGGAUGACAACAUGAAUCCGCACAACCAGCCAUACAACUACUCCCAAGGCACACCAGGUCCGCCUCAACCUCCCUGGCAAGCUCCGCCGCGAAAAUCAGGAUGGGCAGAUCCAAGAUUACAACCUCAAUCUCCUGUAUCACCUCAAAAUGCAGGCUUCCAUGAGUUUGGUCCGCCUCUGCCACCACCACCGCCUCCUCCUCCUGCGCCAGGACAACAACCGCCUGCGCAGUUCGGCACGGCCUCAUGGGGAGUUCGGUAUAACCAGACAGUAGCACCUCAGAGCCAUGAGUCGAAACCACCUCUGCCUCCUCGUCCACCCAGUGCCGCUGGCCGAGUAAGCCCGCAGCCGGACCACGCGCCUGCGCCGAAUUACCAUCAGCAACCACCGCCGCAUGUUGGCGCGUCACAACAGUAUCCUACGCCAUGGAACGAUCCCUAUCUGUCGAGGCCCUCGCCUCAAAGCUCUACAUUUCCUGCACCUACGCCUCCUCCACCUCCACCUCCACCUCCGCGUCCUGCCGCGUACGAAGCCGAGAUGCAAUCCUACCACAAUCUAGUCAAUACUCCCUUUCACGAAUACUCUCACAAGACUCCUACCCAUCAUUACGAUCCUCAACCACAGAAUGCAUGGAAUGCUCAGGCUGUCCCUCCGGGUGGGCAGGCAUACUAUCCUAGUGCACCAGCACCACAUGAGUUUACGGCAAUACAUGAUGCCCCUUUGGUCUCGCCUAUCGAGCAAAGUAAUAUGCCAUGGGGUCGGCAGGGAAAAGCGGAUACCCUCCCAACUGUCAGUAACUACCAGCGACCCCAGGAUAAUAUCACGCAUUCGCAGGUACUUGGUUUUGGUCGACCAUCAGAUUGGGAGCUUUGGCAGCCGGAAGUGCCCCCAGAACGAACACCGACAAGUCCAUACAACCCUCCGCCAGACGCUUUAGCCCAAGCUCAUGGUAGUGCUGCGCCGCCCCAAGCACACGCAAGUCUGUCGACUACCGAGACACCAAAGCCGGCUCCUGUUCAUGAGCAACCCCCUGUGGAAAUUGGCGCUGCAAGCCCGGUGACGGCUCGAAGAGGCUCACGUCAGGAUUCGCCAAAAUUCCAGGAGGAAUCGUCACGAUCGCAAAGCAACGAGACUCCUACCUCUGCGGGCCAUCAUGACGGCAGCAUGUCUGUUCGCUCGGACAGGAGCAAUAAUCCUGGGAACAUUGACAGCGUCAUCCAAGCAUGGAACACGCCUCUAAGGGUGAGGGCUAGUAAUGAGCCGUCUUCGCGACCCGAUUCUCGUACCUCCACUCGCGUAGCAUCGCCAGAACCCAGUCAGAACGUGAAGUUUGUAGAUCCAUAUGCUGAUCUGGAGCCGGAGUUCAAAGCGUCACUGAAAAGAUAUGCUGCGAUGUUGCGAAAGGAAGUCGCUGCUGAAUCUGAUGAGGAGAAGUUUGAGAUUUUCCAAUCGUUCGUGACAAAAGAGCUUCGUUUGAGAAGCCUGCUCUACGGGGUUGAAUUGAACAAGGCUGCGAAAGACGUCAAGAAAGCUGCCAGUCUUGCAGAUAUGCAGGCUGCUUUGCCCAAGUCAGUGCAGGAAGUGACUGAAGACGCCAAACCGGACACUGCAAAUCAUCCAGCGACAUCGACUUCGGCGCGGACUAUCUCACAGCAGCCCAUCACAACAGAAAGUGACAUCCAGCCACGCGGAGUUUCUGCCCCAGAGCAGCCGCCUUGCUCGAAGCCUGGCUUGUUGGCGGGUGUAGACGCAGCUACAGAGCAAGACGAAGCUUACAGUCCGGGUGGCCGUCCGAAGGCCGCCAAAACUACAGCAAUCCCUUCAGUUGUGGGUCUAACCUCGGGCAUGGUGGACAACUCUGCUAGGAAUGGCCGGUCUUUGGAAGAUGAGGAAGCCUACAGCCCUGGUGGUCGUCCUAAGGUCCCCAAAACCGCGUCAAAAGAACCCGCCAGACCGUUUCCCUCCCUCAACACAUACCCACAGAAUAGAGGUCGUGAGAAUUACCCGGUCGGUGCUCUCUCUCCUAGCAAUGAUGCACCAAUGGUUAUAGAAGACUAUGCUAUGGCGCAGCCCCCGUCUCCAGGUAUGAACGCACCGAUCAUUGUGGAACCAGAAGAACCUCGAUCCUCGUGGACUCGCUCUUCGGAAGGGCAGAAGCCUGCUGUGCCUAUUAGAUUCGAGCCUUCUCGGCCCGCAUACACACCUUUCCGCUACGGCGCAGCUACUCGAGAGGAACAAACACAACCAUUGAAGCCCGCAGACGAAGCGUACUCAUCUUUGCGGCAUUCAAUGGUGGACUCUGGUCGACUGAUGGCUCGAGAGACACUGCCCACUACACCUAGACCUUCCUCCACUACCGGUAGGAAAGAACACGACGAAGCAUUCAUCGGCCUGAUCAGAAAGCAGAGCAUGGCUGUCAGACAGAAGAGCGCUGAACCACGCGGUGCUGCUCGGCCUGGCGAUAACGCAAUUCGGGCUGACACGCCCGCGUUUAUGCGGGUUGGUACUCCUGCCAGCAUACGAGCAGAAGACCCGUCGAAACAAGCUGUGAAAGCGUUGCGGUCUCUAUUGCCGAAUAACACGUUCGAGGAGUCUGUUCAACAUCCCAAUGUGGUAGAUCUGAAGGCGAAGAUUGACGCUGUGCCCGACCAAUUCGAGUUCAUCCACGAGACUGUGAUCCGCUGGGAUCGAACAAAUCGAGAAGUACGCAAGCAACAAGAUACUGAACGAAGGACCCGGCAAGAAGAGUCAGAGGCACACCUUGAUGCUCUUUUCAAUGACAAUGAAAUUGGCUAUGCGGACAUAGGGGAUCUUGAAGCCGAGUUCAAACUGGCCGAAGCCGAGCAAAAGUAUCGUGAGAAUCAAGAAGAACUCGAGUCAUUUACUGGUCAGGUCUUUACGCCUGUGACUGAGAGGCUUCAAAAAGAGAUUAAGGACUUGAGUAAGGCUUAUGCAACGGCCAAUGACCUUCUGGAUCGAGAAAGCGAGCCAGUGAGUCGUUGCUUCAAGGGCCAGACUGCUAGGGCGAGAAUGUCUGAAGUCAUGGGUUGUGUCAUCACGCUCUUCAACAAGAUUGAAAUCAGGCAUCGAAAAUUGGCCGAAGCACAUAUGGAGCGAGAAAGGCGACGCAAACAUCUCGAACUGACAGUGCUCUACAUGAACAAUGACAAAGCCGGCAUGAAGAAAUUGGAACAAGAGUUUGCGGCAGCAGAAAAGACACAACUGCUCCACGAAGCCCGUGCUAAGGAUGAGAGAGCCAACAGAUUGAUGGACACGUUCGAUCGAGCCACUGUCCGUGGGUUAGGCGAUAAUCAGACGUUCAUUGAUGAUAUUCUGGGCAAGAUACAAGAUCUCAAGAAGGCGAUCUCGUCUGGACAAGAAGCAGUCAAAGCAACGCUGUACGAAGCCGAAGGACCCCGAGAUACACUGGCGUCGACUCAAGAUGUUGUCGGCCUUGUCAUGGCAGAUUCGCGCAAAAUGCUGGCUUUGUCAAACGAGGCGGACGUGCUCUUGAACGACUCCGACUACGGGGUCUCGGUGGCGGAGGCUCAAGUAGCCAAUGCAGACAAGGCCACAUAUAUCAGCCUCGAAAAGGAGAAGGCCAAAGAAGACACAAAGUUGGUGGAAGAAAUGAACGUCCGUAUCGCUAGCGUCACCAAGGGGCCUCAAGAUGCAGUCGACGCAAUUCGUGAGAUGAUGGAUCAGAUAGGAGACGACCCAGAGCACCAGGAUCGGAUCAAGAGGGCUCUUCAGGCAGCCAAGCAGCGCAACGCCUCGAAUGACCAGGCCCAAGCGUGAAAAUGCCCUGCGAUGUUUCGGGCGGAUGUAACAAGCGGUGUUGUUGAGAUAUCCCUGUAGUUGAGAAAUCUACAAACUUUAUCGUACUAAGCGUAGGCGGCAAGGAAUGCA